UUAUGCUUCAAAGACUCAGUGCAAAGUGCAAGAGUGAGACUGAUAACCUCCGAUCGAUAAAGCUACAAGAGUACAAAGAUUGCCUUGAAGAAGAUCCAUUUGAGCUCCUUCGAGUUCUCGAAUCCUGAUUUGAUCCUUCAAAUAUGAAGGAAUAUAAGGAUUAUUGUAAGAAAUUACAAGAGGAAAGUGAGAAGAGACCCUCUCCAAUUCGGAAAGAUUGCAAAACUAAGAUUAUUUCUACCAAGAAGAAGACAAAAUGACUCACUAAUAAAAUGUUUGAUAGUGACUAUAAAGAGGUCAAACUCACUAAAGACCUUAAAUGCAGGCUAUACAAAUGGACAGAGUCCUUUUGAGGAUAUCAAGAACUGAAAGCAAAGUACCAAGUGAACCCAGAGCUUGUAUCUCUUGAUACUUACCACUACGAGUGUAAAGUUCAGUGGCUGAAGGGAUUCAUGCAAGGAAAAAUGACUGAGCAUUAUGAAAGAGUCAAGAUCGAAGGAUAUGAAGUUGAUACAGAACAGAAAGAGCAGGAUCUCAACGACAUCCUAGUUGAGAAAUCCUCUAAUGAUUCUACAUCCAGUUUUGAUAACCUUAAGAUUCUUUCUACAAAUAGUGAAGAUAAGUGCUUUAUCGCUCUCAAACAAUCAGAAGAAGAUGAGAGUGAUUUCCAGGAAGAGACUGAUACAUAUAAGAUCUUUCAGUAUUAUCUUAAAGAAGCAGAGGGCUUAGAUAUGCCUAAAGUUAUCGAUUUUGCUGGAGAUAUCUCCAAUGAUCUCGAUGAAUUUGAUGAUUGGUUCAAGUCCUUCAAAUCACUCUUAGUCAAAAUAAAGAACUUUUAUGGAUGUGCCCAUGACUUUUUGAAGCCUCAAAAGGUGCAGUGAUUAAUCGAAAUAGACAAAAUUCAAGAAUGUAUUAGCUCAGCAGAAGAUCUAGUGAUACCUCCUGUUAAGGAAUUGGAGUUCCUCCAGUUCCUGAUAGAACAGUAUGAUUUCUGGAUUUCUAAACUAGAGCGAUACCACAAAUUAUUAAUGAAAGGAUUUGAUCCCAACAGAUCUCUUCACGAUAAAAAAGCUAUCUGAAUAGAAGCAAAUAGGUUGAAAGAUAAUCUGAAUUUCUUCCCAGUCAUUAGAGAUUCUGAUCUUCCCAUGAUCAAAGAUAUUAUGGCUGUAAUUUUCUUAUGAACGGUUGAAGAUAUGCUGAAUGAUACUUCCAACAGAGUUGGAAGAUACCAAUAUGACUGCUUUGCAAUAGAGGUUGAUAUCUACCCUUCAGAACACUUUAUUUACGACCAUCCUGUUUAUCUGGAGUUUAAAGAGUAUUAUGAAUUUGCUUCUUUAUGAGAUGAACUUGCUAAUUCGGAUAAGAUUGCUCAGAAGAAUAAAAUAGAUCCUGAUAAAAGUCUUGAUAGUUUUCUAGAGAGAUGUAAAGCUUCGAAAAUAAACCUCACUGAUGAAAUGGACUGAAUUACUUAUAGAGUGGAAUGAUUUAAGGAGAACAGAGACAGACUUAGGAAGUUAUUGGAAGAAAAAGAAGAUUACACAGAGUUUUUGGCACUUGAGAAAAAUUUUGAUGAAUGAAUAUGUAUCUGAAAGAAAGAGAAAUCUAUUAUUAAGGAAAUUAAAAGAAAAGUAGAAAGUCUAGCACAAGAAAUGGUUAAUAACCUCUUUUAAAAAAUACAAAAGAAGAAAAAAGAAGAACAGCAAAAGUGAUGAAGAAAACGAAAUUUCCUUCAUAAAACGUGCUGAACUACUAAAAGCAUCCAAAAACACCAUAACCACCCCUCCCCAAUCCCGGUCUCCCUCCCAAAGCUCCUCCUCUUCUCUCACCGACGAAGACCCAAACUCUCUCACUCGUGCAGGAAUUCUUAUUGAACGUUACCAAGAUUUGGAAUGCAAGUUCAGCGAAGGCGAGAUUUUUCAGAACACAGUGGUAGAAGAGAUAGGAGCGUUUGAGAAAAUUUGUAGGAAGAUAGGGUUUUAUGAGAAGUAUUUGGGGAAUAAGCAUUCUAUUGACUUGGUAGAUGAAGAUACCUAUUUUGAAUUUAAUCCACGAGAAGAAGAUCCAACUCUGGCUAAGGAAUUCAAGGAGUCCCAGAUAGAGAGAAUAGGAGAUGCAGGCGAUUCGGAUUUUGAUGCUGAUGUUGGUAUUCAAAAAACAAUCUUGAAGGAAAUGUGGAAAAAGGUGAGAAAGCUGAGGAUAAAAUUAGCUUCCUUUUCAAUAAGCUUUGGUUAUAAAGCAAAUGAAAUCAAUACUGCUUUGGAAGCACUAGAAGUUAGAGCCUUUUCAAGGUUACUCUCUCUUCAAUUAAUGACCCAAGCUGACUCCUCUUGCUUAUAUGAUCAAUUGAACUCAGUAUUUGAAGGAGUGAAACCUGAGAGCUCCUUUCGAAAGCAAUAUAAACCUAAUGUGACAUUUAAAUACGUGAAAGAUACCUUUUGCAAAAAGAAUUACCUGAAUAAUGACUUAUUUUAUCUUGUCCCUACUUCAGAAACCCAGUUGUUUCAAAAUAUGAUAAAUAUAUUCUGUAAAUACGAAGCUUUAUGAAGAAAGAACAAGGAUUUAGACUACCUUCGAGAAUUCCAAAAAACAUCACGAGGCUUAUGAAUCGAUUUCUCCACCUUCAUAGAUAACUGACGAUAUUCUAUCAUAAGGCGUCUACCUAAAGAAGAUUGUGCCUCCGAUCAGAGUAAGAAGAGUAAAAAGGACAACAAGAAGGCUAGAAAUAAAAAGUCUGAGGGAUAUAAAACCAUGCAAUCAAAAGUUGAUGAUAAUUAUCAGUCUUCUAAAGACUCAAAAGGAUCCAAUACCCGGUCUAGGAAGAGAAGGAAGUUUGAAGACUCUUCAGUUUCUUCCUAUAAUUCAGGAACUCCGAUGACAAAUCUCCAUGCCAAGGAAGUGAUCAUUGUGAACAACUACUAUUGACCUAAUAUGUAAAUUGUUCAAUAAAACCGUUUUUG
Moneuplotes crassus is the source of this 2957-nucleotide messenger RNA. Lineage: Eukaryota; Ciliophora; Spirotrichea; Euplotida; Euplotidae. The record is from the annotation of a GenBank genome assembly.